ACAUAAUUCAGUAUUCUCUCGGCCAUAUGGGAAUUAGGAACAAAGCCUUCUUCUUCUUCUUCUUCUUCUUCUUCUUCUUCCUCCUCCUCUUCUUCUUCCUCGACGCCUCCUCUUCUUCCUCGACGCCUCCUCUUCCCUUGUUCCACUUCCAAAUCUCCUAACCUCGACACCAUCCCCAUUUCUCUCGUCAGAACCUCAAGUCGCUCACCUCUCUCGCGACUGCAUUUGAAGAAGCCCCAGUUCGGAACUUCGAAGCCCUAAUUCGUGCUCCCAACCUGCCAUCUGGUAUCCGCUUGCUGCUGGCAUACAGGCACCAAUGGCAGGCGUCAUUACGAAGUUCUUCAUUGCAUCACUGUUUAUGUGGAUAACUCCCAUCAUAUUGUUAUAUGGUUUUAACCAUAAUUUGAUUCCUGGUUCAACACAUUUGAAUCCGCAUUCUCUUACGCUCUUGAGUGGAUUCCUUGCUGUCAUAUCAGUCAAUGUUGUCAUUGCCAUUUAUAUUAUCAUGGCAAUGAAAGAACCCUCUAGUAAACAUGAACCGGAUCCUGCAUUUGUUGCCGAGGCAAAAGCUAGUAUAAACCAGGCUCCUGGGAAAGCAGAGGACCCCUCACAAGCCAAUAAUAAGAAGGAAGAAUAGGAAAUGAGAGAGGGAGGCUCUGAAGAGCUUAACCUUUCCAGGAUUUCAGGUGAUAAUAUGUCUCAUGUGUGGUCAGACGGCUGCUUGUCAAUUGAGACUUGGUUUUUUUUUUUUUUUGCUUUUUUUGCUUCUAAUGAUGUUAUACUUGAAGAGGAGAUGUAAUAUUUGUAUUUCUGGCUUCAUAGUUAAAACUUUAUAACAUAAUCCUGAUGGUUUCA
Molecule: messenger RNA, 855 nt
Organism: Cucurbita maxima (winter squash)
Lineage: Eukaryota; Viridiplantae; Streptophyta; Magnoliopsida; Cucurbitales; Cucurbitaceae
Exons: 4
Coding region: 317-637 (106 amino acids)
Biological process (GO): vacuolar proton-transporting V-type ATPase complex assembly
Cellular component (GO): endoplasmic reticulum membrane
Source: RefSeq, a predicted model, not a curated record